Messenger RNA from Schistosoma margrebowiei, 1052 nucleotides. The record is from the annotation of a GenBank genome assembly. Lineage: Eukaryota; Metazoa; Platyhelminthes; Trematoda; Strigeidida; Schistosomatidae.
AUGUCCGUUAGCCAUCCACAGAAAAAUGGUCUUCUAUUACUUUUACAAGCUGCCAAGAAGUUGGAUGAGGAAGAAACAUUACAUCGAUAUUCCUAUAGUACAGAUAAGUGGGAACAUAGAUCUCAGAGAAAUUACGAUGAAACACAUUCAUCAUACUCCUGUCCUCACAGCUAUAGCUCACAAAAACGACCAGUCACAUCUGUGAGAUGCACACACAAUGAGCUUGAAAAAAGUCGCCGUGCACACCUUCGUACUUGUAUGGAGACUCUAAAAGAGCACCUAAAUUUCGAUAAUGACGUACCAAGAAUAACUAUGCUGACAGUUCUAAAAAAGGCAACAGCUACUAUACAACUUUUAAAACAGAAAAAGCAGUGUCUUGAGGUCUAUGAAGAUAGUGAGAAACAAAGAUGUGUCCAAUUGCUCAAACGACGCCAGGCUCUUAGAAAAAAGUUGGAGGAGAAAAGAAGUCGUUCAUUAAAACUGCAAAGUUGGAAAGAAAGAAAUCGCAACUGUUCAGAGUGUUCCAUUGCGACUACAUCUUCAGACGAUUCUGAAAUGGAUUUACGAUCUGGUUCUUUAUCUAAUAUUACUACACCGUCUUUAAAUAACAAUACACAACUAUCUAAUACAGCAGCAGCGGGUCUCAACACAUGUGUUAAUGAUCCAAACUUUGUUUUACACAUAUCCAAACACAGAAGUCUCAGUUCACCCAUCGGCACUAUAAGCAGUUCACCUGUCGGUUUGGAUGCUUUCGAUGCAAGUAGUUCAGAUUCAGGAUUUGAGGAAAUCACUAUAUCUUCUAAUGGUGUUGUAUCUCCAAAUGAAAACUCACUAACUUAUUGUAUCAAUGAUAGAUCUCAAUGUGUGUCAUCAUAUUCAAACAAGGUAUGCAGGGCUUGCUAAAUAUGUUCGAUUUGUACCCAAUCCUCUUGUUAUUUCCUUCGUCGACUGUUUGUUGUUCAUUCUACUCAGAAUUUUUUCAUUUGCGUGCAUCAUAGUCAAUGCUGCAAAUUGGACAUUUUGACGGCUUUCAGUCACAUCGUGCCAAUCAG